Gossypium raimondii (Peruvian cotton) is the source of this 2591-nucleotide messenger RNA. RefSeq names its product protein ETHYLENE INSENSITIVE 3. Gene Ontology annotation, molecular function: DNA binding; DNA-binding transcription factor activity. Gene Ontology annotation, cellular component: nucleus. The coding region runs from base 508 to 2346 and encodes 612 amino acids. Lineage: Eukaryota; Viridiplantae; Streptophyta; Magnoliopsida; Malvales; Malvaceae. The record is from RefSeq and is a predicted model, not a curated record. The transcript has 2 exons.
UUUUUCCCUCUACUUUCCAUUUUCCUUUACUAUUUAAUCCAAAGUCUCACUUCCCCAUACCUUGGUUUUAUUACACCCCAACAGUUCAUCCCACUUUCUCUCUCUUUUCAUCUAUCUAUGCUUUCACAAGCACCAAACUGGGAGACAGGCAGCCACCUCCCCACCCUCGCCCUUCACUUCUUCCCCUCUCUUCAAUAAUUCUCUCUUUUGGGGUUCUAAAAAGUUCCAUCUUGCAGAACUCCAAGGGAUAAAUAUUCCUUUUCUUUCUUCCCCUCUCUAUCCAUCCAUUUCUUCUCUUUCUUUUUUUCUUCAGUUUCAAAAUUAACUUCUUUGAGCUUUGGGGAAUAAGCCAAAUUCUGGGUGUGUGUGUGUGUUUUUUUUUUCCUUCCUGGUUAACUUAAGCCUUAGUUAUUGGGUUAUUUCUAGAAGGAAAGGUGGUGUUGCUGAUACUGAGAUUCCCUCAAGUUUUAGACUUAUCUUGGAGUCCGAUCAGAUCUUGGAAUAACGAUGAUGUUCGAUGAGAUGACUAUGUGUGGGGAUAUGAAUUUCUUCAGUGCUCCGCUGGGGGAAAAAGAUGUUGCAGUCUCACAGAGUGAAGCAGAGGCCACUGUCGAGGAUGAUUAUACUGAUGAAGAGGUUGAUGUUGAUGAACUUGAGAGGAGGUUGUGGAGGUACAAAAUGCGUCUCAAACGGCUUAAAGAGCAGCAUAAGGGCAAGGAGGGGAUUGAUAUCGCGAAGCAGCGCCAGUCCCAAGAGCAGGCGAGGAGAAAGAAGAUGUCGAGGGCACAGGAUGGAAUAUUGAAGUACAUGUUGAAGAUGAUGGAAGUUUGCAAGGCUCAAGGUUUUGUUUACGGGAUUAUUCCGGAAAAGGGAAAGCCGGUAACUGGAGCAUCUGACAAUCUUCGAGAAUGGUGGAAGGAUAAAGUCCGGUUUGAUCGUAAUGGUCCUGCUGCUAUUGCUAAGUACCAGGCUGAUAAUUUGAUUCCUGGCAAGAAUGAUGGCUGUAACAACAUCGGGCCAACGCCACACACCUUACAAGAACUCCAAGAUACAACUCUUGGUUCUCUUUUGUCUGCACUGAUGCAACAUUGUGAUCCCCCUCAGAGGCGGUUUCCUUUGGAGAAAGGUGUUCCCCCACCAUGGUGGCCUACUGGCAACGAGGAAUGGUGGCCACAACUGGGAUUGCCCAAAGAUCAAGGUCCUCCUCCUUAUAAGAAACCUCAUGACUUGAAGAAGGCAUGGAAAGUGGGGGUUCUCACGGCAGUAAUCAAGCAUAUGUCUCCUGAUAUUGCCAAGAUUCGCAAGCUUGUAAGGCAGUCUAAGUGCUUGCAGGACAAGAUGACAGCAAAGGAGAGUGCAACUUGGCUCGCUAUCAUUAACCAGGAGGAGGCCUUGGCACGAGAGCUUUACCCUGAUUCCUGCCCACCUUUGUCCUCAUGUGGAGGAAGUGGGUCUUUUGUUAUAAAUGACUGCAAUGAGUAUGAUGUUGAAGGGGCUGAAGAUGAGCCAAACUUUGAUGUACAAGAGCUCAAACCCGGGCAUCUCAAUACAUCUAAUUUCAGCAUGGAUACAAUGAGGGCUGUCCAACAACAAUCGUAUCCUAUUAAGGGAGUUGUCAAUAAUUUGGAUUUCAUGCGAAAGAGGAAGCCAUCCGAUGAUUUGAACAUGAUGGAACACAAGAUCUACACUUGUGAGUUCCUCCAGUGCCCUUAUAGUGAACUCCGCCUGGGUUUUCAUGACAGGACUGCCAGGGACAAUCAUCAAUUAACUUGUCCUUUCAGAAACUCUUCUGCGCAGUUUGGCGGUUCAAAUUUUAACGUGAAUGAAGUGAAACCAGUCAUUUUCCCUCAACCUUUUGCACCAUCCAAGCCAACUGCACCAUCUAUUACAUCUGCUCCAACACCCUAUGAACUAUCAGGACUCGGAGUUCCAGAAGAUGGGCAGAAAAUGAUCAGUGACCUCAUGUCAAUAUAUGAUAACAACAUUCAAGGCAACAAAAACAUGAAUCCCGGUAACAAUCCAGGUACUGAAGGUCAAAACCUCCUCCAGUCGAAAAGCCAACCUCAACAAGAUGAAUUCUUCAACGGUCAUCAAGGAGUCAUGAUGGAGGGGAAUUUCUUCGAGGAGUCCAGCAUGCCUCGUAAUCAUCAGAUGUUUAUGCAAGGGGAAGGUCAAUUUGACCGUUUUAAGGGUUUGAAUUCUCCGUUCGAGGCCAACCACAAUAACAACAGCUUCCAGUUGAUGUUUGGUUCUCCGUUCGAUCUGGCUUCUUUUGAUUACAAGGAAGAUCUACAAGCUGUUGGGGUCGAUACCAUGCCAAAGCAGGAUGUUUCAAUCUGGUUUUGAGUAACAAAGGUCAGGUCACAAGUGGUAAUCCCCACUAAGGCCUGCCGACACAUGCAUUAGCUAAAAACCUUAUGUUUUUUUUUUUUUACUUGGUGGUUGUAUUUAUCUUCAUGCUUGUAGUUGUUAGAAGUUGGCAAGUUUUAUCAGGUCUUCAUAUGGGCUUUCAAUAAAAACAAAAAGUCCCAUAAUCUUGCAACUGAUUUACAUAGAAUAUUACUGUCUCAUAAAUAAGUUUAUAUGUAUUA